AUGUCCUCCUCACUUUUGGAUAAGGCCACGCGCAUUGCGCGUGAUUUUGAUUACCCCGCCGAAAAUGUGCAGCGCGGUGUCGCCGAGUACAUCAAGCAGUCCAACGAGGGCUUGGCUAAAGAGGGCACUACCUUGAGCCAGAUUCCCACUUUCGUGGAUGCCGUACCAAAUGGCACAGAGAAGGGCCUUUACCUUGCUGUAGAUCUUGGCGGCACAAACUUCCGUGUGUGCUCGGUCCUCCUGCACGGCGAUACUACCUUCUCCCUCACCCAAUCUAAGAUCCUCAUACCCCGGGAAAUGAUGGCCUCGGGCACUUCCAAGGAUCUCUUCCUCUUCUUGGCCCGUCAGAUUGAAUCAUUCCUGCGGAUUCACCACAACGACCACUUCCAGGCUCACCUGCACCGCCGACGGGAGGGUAGCACCGAGGAGGAUCUCUUUGAUUUGGGCUUCACUUUCAGUUUCCCCGUGCGCCAGUGCGGUAUCAACCGCGGAACCCUGAUCCGCUGGACCAAGGGCUUCAACAUACCCGAUGCCGUUGGUCACGAUGUCUGCGCUCUGCUCCAAACCGCUAUUGAUGAUUUGAACCUACCAGUGCGCGUGGCCGCGCUGGUGAACGAUACCGUCGGUACUCUGAUGGCUCGCUCAUACACCUCUCCCGGCGAAACGGGUACUUUCAUCGGCGCUAUCUUCGGUACCGGUACCAACGGUGCCUACGUGGAGAAGACCAAGAAUAUCACCAAGCUUAAGGAUAUUAAGGAUGUUCACUUCGAGGACACUACAGGCGAGAUGAUCAUCAACGCCGAGUGGGGUAGCUUCGAUAACCAGAUGAGCGUGCUUCCCACCACGGUCUUCGACGAUGAACUAGAUGCCGAUAGCAACAACCCUGGGGUGCAGAUGUUCGAGAAGCGCGUUUCAGGCAUGUUCUUGGGUGAGAUUCUGCGCCGUGCGCUUUUGUCCCUACACAAGGAUCCUGAGUUUGGAUUGUUCAAGGCAGACAAGAACUCCAAUGUCGUUCUUCCCGAGAAGUCUAUGCUCUUCCGCCAAUGGGGUCUCGACACCAGUCUGCUGAGCUCAGUCGAGGCCGAUAGCAGCAAGGACCUGGCUGAGGUCAAGACCGCGUUGAAGGAUCACCUUGGGAUCGAGUGCCCCAGCCUGGAGGAGUGCCAGGCUGUUAAGAUACUGGUUCACGCUAUUGGUAAGCGUGCCGCUCGCCUGAGCGCUGUUCCGUUGGCUGCAAUUCUUGUGCACACCAACAAGCUUGCGAGUGAUGAUAUCAUCGAUGUCGGUGUUGACGGCAGUCUUGUUGAGUUCUACCCCAACUUCGAAGGCCACAUGCGCGAGGCAUUGCGCGAAAUUCCCGAGGUUGGAGUUGCUGGUGACAAGAAGAUCCGCAUUGGCAUUUCCAAGGAUGGCAGCGGCGUCGGCGCAGCUCUAAUUGCUCUCAUUGCUAGCAAGGAACAGGGCAUUACGGCUCCCCACGAGAGCUAA
Penicillium bovifimosum is the source of this 1488-nucleotide messenger RNA. RefSeq names its product glucokinase glkA (gene glkA). The transcript has 2 exons. Gene Ontology annotation, cellular component: mitochondrion; cytosol. Bases 1 to 1488 code for a protein of 495 amino acids. Gene Ontology annotation, biological process: glucose 6-phosphate metabolic process; intracellular glucose homeostasis; glycolytic process. Gene Ontology annotation, molecular function: D-glucose binding; mannokinase activity; glucokinase activity. The record is from RefSeq and is a predicted model, not a curated record. Lineage: Eukaryota; Fungi; Ascomycota; Eurotiomycetes; Eurotiales; Aspergillaceae.